Eruca vesicaria subsp. sativa (arugula) is the source of this 555-nucleotide messenger RNA. Lineage: Eukaryota; Viridiplantae; Streptophyta; Magnoliopsida; Brassicales; Brassicaceae. The record is from the annotation of a GenBank genome assembly.
AUGGAAUGUUGGAGCAGCCCCUUCAUCAAUGGCGAUUCUUCUUCCAACUUCAUCUAUCCUUUCCAUAGCUUUGACAAUGCUUCAGGUUCAAUGGUGGAGACACAAGGAGCUCUGCUUCAUGAACAUUAUUAUGCAGCCCCUCCAGUAAUGGUGGAGAGCAGUUAUGGAGAAGCAAGUAACACCAUCAAUGGAUAUGAAACAAAGAAGAAGAAGAUGACAAGCGAGCAGCUAAAGUUACUAGAGAUAAGUUUCCGAGAGGAGAUGAAGCUUGACCCGGACAGGAAGAUGAAGCUGUCCAAAGAACUCGGGCUGCAACCUAGACAGAUUGCGGUUUGGUUCCAGAACAGGAAAGCCAGGUGGAAGAACAAACAACUCGAGAAUCUCUAUGAAUCAUUAAGGCAGGAGUUUGAUGUUGUCUGUCGAGAAAAGAAGUUGCUACAAGAAGAGCUUAUUCAACUGAAGUCAAUGAUAAGAGAGGUUGGUUCGAGUAAAAAGCAGCAAAUGUGGGGACAUGAUUGUAGCGAGGCAAUAUCAGCUCAGUUCCAACUCAACUAG